This is a messenger RNA of Myripristis murdjan (pinecone soldierfish), 1620 nucleotides long. RefSeq names its product lysyl oxidase-like 5a (gene loxl5a). The record is from RefSeq and is a predicted model, not a curated record. Gene Ontology annotation, biological process: collagen fibril organization; peptidyl-lysine oxidation. Gene Ontology annotation, molecular function: copper ion binding; protein-lysine 6-oxidase activity. Lineage: Eukaryota; Metazoa; Chordata; Actinopteri; Holocentriformes; Holocentridae. The transcript is spliced from 7 exons. Bases 1 to 1620 code for a protein of 539 amino acids.
AUGCAGAACUUUGUUUUUGUAUUAAUUUGCCUUCUUGAUGCUCUAGUGCAUUUAGGCACCGGUCAGCAGCAUUUACGCGCACGUGCCGGACCAUGGAGACACCGGAUUCAGUGGGAGAAUAAUGGCCGGGUGUACAGUUUACUGAGCACCGGGACACAAUAUCGUCCACCUGAACAAGCGAGGAGACAGACACAGCUUUUCCUGACGGCGAAAAAUCAUUUUAACCGAGUUCAGCCCUCGGCUAUGCUGAGCAGACCCUCCAGACCUGGAGCUGCAACUGUAAACGAGAGAGCCGGAGUUCACACUCAACUAAACGGUCGGGGUCAGGUGGAUGUGGCGGUUCUUGGUGCCGACGCGGGUCAGUAUUUGCUCACCACACUCCGACCCACCCCGGGCGCACGAAAUCAGCCCCCGCCGCGCAUGGCAACCCCUGGAGAGACUGCCGGUGCAGGGUUUCGUUCACACGGCCCCUCAUCCAACGGGACGGCCCCCACUCUCAGCAUCAUUCAGGAGUUCUCUGGCAGCGGGGUCCCCAGAGGAGGACGGAGCCCGCCGGGGAAUGAUGCGCCGGGUCCGCUCCCACAAGCCCCCGCGUCACCGGUUAGAUCACCAGACUUUACGCACAGCCGUGGCGCUCCUCGGCAAUCUGAGAGCUCAGAGUUACUUCCCCGGUUACCCACCACAUCUGGGUGGGUCAACAUCAUCGAAGAAGGUGGACGACGGACCCCGCAGCAGAACAAUUUAGGGGACAGUCGCGGUGCGCUCAGAGCGGAGGCAAGUGUUUCCCCCACGGCACUGUCCAGUAAUGCUGUGGAGACACAUUUCCCUCGCCCAAGGCCUGAAGCGACACAGGCGGCGGGCAACACAGUCAGAGAUGAUGCUCGGAGUCCUGAUCACAGGAACUCAGUUUUCUAUAACAUGUACCCGCCAGCUGGCAGGAACGGGGUCGUGCGCCUUCCACCAGGAACCGGCUAUGGAACCAGGUUCUUCCACAAUGGUCUCCCAGACCUGGUCCCUGACCCCUACUACAUCCAAGCUGCCUCUUACAUCCAGAGGGUGCAGAUGUAUGCGCUGCGCUGUGCUGCUGAGGAGAACUGCCUGUCCAGGUCUGCAUAUCGUCAGAGUGUGAGCGAUCUGGACUACAGGGUUCUGCUCCGCUUCCCACAGCGAGUCAAGAACCAGGGAACAGCAGACUUCCUCCCAGUGAAGCCCAGACAUGAGUGGGAAUGGCACAGCUGUCACCAGCACUACCACAGCAUGGAGGCCUUCAGUAACUACGACCUGCUGGACAUCUCCACGGGGAGGAAGGUGGCCGAGGGACACAAGGCCAGCUUCUGUUUGGAGGAUACCUCCUGCGACCCAGGAAUACGUCGACGCUUCGCCUGCACCGCUCACACUCAGGGGCUCGGCCCAGGCUGCUAUGAUACAUAUCACGCCAACAUCGACUGCCAGUGGAUUGACAUCACAGACGUGCCACCAGGAAACUACGUUCUCAAGGUGACAGUGAAUCCCUCUCAGCUGGUGCAGGAGUCAGAUUUCUCCAACAACGAGGUGCGAUGUGACAUCAGGUACACAGGAACAUACGUCCAGGCGAGGAACUGCAGGAUUACACCGAGCUAA